AUGGUCAACUCCAACGAGUAUACUGUCGGCUGGAUCUGCGCAAUCGCUACCGAAUUUGUCGCUGCCCAGGCAUUUCUCGACGAAAAACACGAAACCCCCGCAUAUUUGUCCCCGCAAGAUAAGAAUGACUACAUAUUAGGCCGAAUCGCAAACCAUAACGUGGUGAUCGCUGUAUUACCAGUCGGAGAAUAUGGCACAUCCUCAGCAGCGCGGGUGGCAGAAACCAUGCUGCACAGUUUUCCUAAUGUGCGAAUCGGCCUGAUGGUGGGCAUCGGUGGAGGUGCGCCAAGUGCGGACCAUGAUAUUCGGCUUGGGGACAUCGUGGUCAGUACCCCUUCGAAUGGCCACGGAGGUGUAUUUCAGUAUGACUAUGGCAAGACCAUCCAAGGUGGAACAUUUUGUCCGACAGGCUACCUCAACCAGCCGCCUGCGCUUCUACGCGCAGCUGUAAAUGGGCUCCAGGCGCGGUAUGAGAUCGAGGGUCAUCACCUAGAGGACGAUAUUGAUCAAGCCCUGGAAAGAAACCCAAGAUUGCGAGGGAAAUACGGUCGACCCGAUCUGACUAGCGAUAGGCUGUACCAAAGUCAUAUUGUUCAUCCUCCAAAUGGACAGACUAAUUGUACCAUACGUUGCGGGGAUGAUAGCUCUGCCCUCGUACUGCGGGACCCCCGUACGGACGAUCAAGAUAACCCGAUGAUUCAUUAUGGGCUGAUAGCCUCCGCGAAUCAGUUGAUGAAAGAUUCCCGCGUCAGAGAUAAUCUGAUUACGGAAAAGGACGUUCUAUGUUUCGAAAUGGAGGCAGCAGGGCUGAUGAAUCAUUUUCCCUGUCUAGUCAUUCGUGGUAUCUGUGACUAUUCUGACUCCCAUAAGAAUAAGGGAUGGCAAGGCUAUGCAGCAAUGGCCGCGGCUGCCUAUACAAAAGACCUAUUACACCGCAUCUCUGCUCAACAUGUGCAGGCAGAGCAGAAGAUCACGGAGAUACUUUCUACUGUCAAAGUUAUUCAUGAGACAACGCAAAAGAUCGAUCACGGGGUCAAAAUAUUACGCCAGCUCGGCGAUGACCGCGAGUACCAAAGUAUUAUUGAUUGGCUUACACCGGUCAACUAUACUCUCCAACAGAAUGAUUUCAUCACCCGGCGGCAAGAAGGAACCGGGGAGUGGUUUCUGAAUUCAACUGAAUUCAAGCAAUGGCUUAGCCAAAGUAAACAAACCCUAUUCUGUCCCGGUAUGCCCGGAGCAGGUAAAACCAUGAUCACCGCAACGACCAUCAAUCAUCUUUACCGCAAGUACCGGAAUCAACCUAUGACUGCUAUCCCAUACAUCUAUUGCAAUUUCCGACAGCAGCACGAGCAGCGGUACACCGACCUUCUUCUAAGCCUGUUGAAGCAGCUAGUGCAAGGACAGCCUUUUAUCCCAAAUGCUGUGAGAGUGCUUUAUGAUGAAUGCAAGCGAAGAGAAAGCCGACCAGCCCACGAAGGAAUUUUAAGUGCCCUGUAUAGCGUCGCUUCGUCUUAUUCGAGAAUCUUCAUCAUCAUCGACGCGCUGGACGAAUGUCAAGUUUCCAAUGAAGAUCGGGAAAGAUUUCUCCAGAUAGUCUUCGGUAUCCAGGAAAGGGCCAAGGCGAACAUUCUAGUAACUUCGCGUUUUGUGCAUGAGAUUGAAACAAGAUUUGAGGGAAGCAUCAGGCUGGAGAUUCGUGCUAAUAACACAGACGUGCGGCGAUACCUCGAACAGCGGCUGCAAAGCUUUCCAUCCUUUGUUUUACAUAACCCUGCUCUACAAAGAGAGAUCAAGACCAAGCUUGCUCGCGCGGUAGAUGGAAUGUGUGUACCGCCCAAUCUUAAUCAUUCCUUUGCAUCGGCUGACAUAGCUAGGUUUCUUCUUGCAAAGCUGUAUGUUGACUCACUGGUCUAUAAAACAACGCCUAAAGCCAUAAGAGGUGUGCUUGCAGAGCUUGAGGUUACAUCCUCGGAGAAAUCGGAGAAUGGCCAGAUGUCCAAGGUUCUGGACCAUGGAUACAAGCAAGCCAUGGAGCGAAUUCGAGGCCAAGCACCGGAGCACCAGGAGCUCGCUAAUCGAGUCUUAACUUGGAUUGCCUGUGCUAGAAGGAGCCUUACAUUAUCAGAGCUACAGCACGGACUUGCUGUUGAAUUCAACACGCCAGAGCUUGAUAAAGACAACAUGCCAGAUAUUGGACAGGCUGUCUCCGUAUGUGCGGGCUUGGUGGUAGUAGACGGGAAUAGUGACGCAAUACGGCUUGUCCACUAUACAACGCAGGAGUACUUUGAACGCACCUACAAAGAGUGGUUGCAUCAGGGGCAUAUUGAUAUUACAAAAGCUUGCCUCACCUAUCUGUCGUUCAGGGAUUUCGAUGAUGACUACUUGUUAACAUCACCUCGCCUAAUCAUGAGAGUAUGGUCAAAUUCUCUUUAUGACUAUGCCGCAGUGAACUGGGGAUACCAUGCUAGAGAGGCUUACAUGGAAGAGGACAAGAUUGUCCUAGACUUCAUCCAUGACACUGCCAAACUGUCCGUCUGUGGCCGAAUUAUGGCGUAUAACCAGUUAGGCAGUGGUUUUGGGGAUUUAGAUAUGGAAAGCAUGCACCUUACAGCGUGCCUAGGGCUAUCGAAGUCCAUGUCAAUUCUGCUAGAAGAAUUACAUGACGCUGAUUCAAGAGACUCCCUUUACAUGACUCCACUUCUGUGGGCCGCUAUGCAGGGCCACGAACCAGCCGUAAAGCUACUUCUUGAGAAUGACGCAAACGUCAACGCAGCAGAUGCAUGGGGCAUGACCCCUCUGUCCCGGGCUGCCAACAGGGGCCACGAGGCUGUGGUUAAGCUUCUUUUGGAAUGGAAUGCUGAUACUGAGGAAAAGACUCGUAAGGGUUACACACCCCUUAUGAUGGCUGCUGAGGGCGGCCACGAGGCGGUGGUACGAGCUUUACUAGGCCAAAACGCUAGUCUUGAAGCAGAGAACAACUCUGGUUCUACUGCGCUGCUAUUGGCUGUCCAAAAUGGACAUGAGGCGGUUGCCAGUCUCCUGUUAGAGAAAGGAGCCAAUACUGAAAUCAAGGGGUAUCUUGACAGAACUCCACUGCUGAUAGUCGCGGAAAAUCGCGACAGUGCAAUGGUAAGACUGUUGCUGGAUAAUAAUCCCAAUAUAGAGGCAAGAGAUUCGGAAGGCCUGACCGCGCUCUCAUUAGCCGCUUGGGGUGGCGAUGAGGCGAUGGUGAGACUUCUGCUGGAGAGGAAUGCGAAUAUAAAUUCGAAAUCGGAUAAAGGCAUUACAGCGUUCUAUCUGGCAGCUCACAGUGGUCAUAAAGCCAUAGCUGAUCUUCUUGCAGAUGCAGGAGCAUUAUAG
Aspergillus nomiae NRRL 13137 is the source of this 3360-nucleotide messenger RNA. RefSeq names its product putative vps9-ankyrin repeat-containing protein. The transcript is spliced from 2 exons. Bases 1 to 3360 code for a protein of 1119 amino acids. Gene Ontology annotation, biological process: nucleoside metabolic process. Gene Ontology annotation, molecular function: catalytic activity; protein binding. Lineage: Eukaryota; Fungi; Ascomycota; Eurotiomycetes; Eurotiales; Aspergillaceae. The record is from RefSeq and is a predicted model, not a curated record.